CUAUUUACCAAUGUUUAUGAAAUACAUCAGAUCAGUCUGUAACGUUUGCGUAUGUAUUUUUUUAGCUUGUCAUGAUAAAAAAGAAAGUGUUGUUUUUCGUUUUUUUUAAAUAUAUACAAAUGGACAAGUCGUGUCAAUCCACUCACUCAACCGGAACAACAAGCAAAGGGGAAAUAUUACCAGACGGACCUAUUCUCACGCGACACCGGUGGUAAAUUUCUGACACAACACGAUUACAUGGAAACCGAGAAAAUAGAAGAAUAUUUAACAAUGUCGGCUAAAACUUGCACCUGUUCCGCUGAACGUGUCUGUCUCCCUGAAGCGUCGAGUUAAAUAGUUCCGGGUAACAGGCGUCUUUCAGCUGAAAACCUGCAGCAUUGGAAGAAUCAGCAUGACAGACCAAAGGCUGUUGUUUAUAGAUAUUGAACCUAAGUCAAACAGCUCCACUCCUGUCGACGGCAGAACUGAGAAGCCCCUCUGGACUCGCAGUGAGAACACCUUCAGAUUUAACUUCCUACCUCACAACUCUCCGGCACUUCAGGAGGAAACAUCUCCGUCAUCAGACAGGACCGAACCAGCUGCGAGCCGGGUAUCCUUUACAGGACAGGGCUCUGCUUUUGCCUUCAAUUUUCAAAUUCCUCCUGGUGUUACACCUGUAGAAAACAUGGAGACGACAGAGACCCCAGGCACCUCUUCUCCAGGCAGCCAACAGUGUGUCCAAGAGGAAAAGCCUUCCCCGCUGCAGGAGGUUCACUCUCCACCUGAACUGUCAGUGCAGUCAAAAGCCAAGAAGAAGAAGAAGAAAUCUGGACAGAAAAAACCCUCAGAUAGCACCGAGCCACAGCAGAAGCCAAGUUCGGCUGAGGGGAAUCAAGGAGGCGAGGACGCAGAGCUGAGUGCAGAAGAGCUGCUGAACAGACAGCUGGACUGGUGCAUUGAGCAGCUGGAAGUGGGAAUGAGGUCCCAGAAGGGUACACCGAAACAGAAGGAGGAAGCCUCUCGUGCCCUGAAGACUCUACGAAGCUCCAAUGCUCCUCUGGCCAAGAAGAGGCAGGUGAUGAGAGCCAUGACAGGAGAUUACAGGAAAAAAAUGGAAGAAGAGAAGAGAAAGCAGUACAAACUCAUGCAGAGCGAAAUUGCAUCAGCUCACGUCAAAGUUGUGUCAGAUUCUCCAAAGAAGUGUGUUUUCCACCGGAGAGCUGAAGUCAAGGCCCAGACACCGGCCACAGAGGAGAACCUGCAACAAACUGAAGCGCAGGAAACAGACCCAACAUCACAGACUCAGGAGAAGACCUCAGCUUUUGUCUUUACUCCAUCAAAGGAGGCGUUUCGCUUCAAUUUUCUCUGAUUUGUAUGAUGAAGACAAGUUUUAUCAUACAUCAUGUUGGACUGUGUGGCUGGACAGUCUGGCCUGAGCUGUGUGCUGGACAUUCUUUGUGAUGGAAACAAUAAAAAGCACAUAAAACAAGGGGCUGCAUGGAGUUGAUGUCACUUAAAAUCACAGUGCUAAGCUGAUUGCUUGUACCAUAUUUCUGAAUAAAGCAUUUUGUAGUUUU
Molecule: messenger RNA, 1556 nt
Organism: Siniperca chuatsi (mandarin fish)
Lineage: Eukaryota; Metazoa; Chordata; Actinopteri; Centrarchiformes; Sinipercidae
Gene: lg20h8orf33
Product: linkage group 20 C8orf33 homolog
Exons: 5
Coding region: 392-1348 (318 amino acids)
Source: RefSeq, a predicted model, not a curated record